Molecule: messenger RNA, 1416 nt
Organism: Gavialis gangeticus (Gharial)
Lineage: Eukaryota; Metazoa; Chordata; Crocodylia; Gavialidae
Gene: CER1
Product: cerberus 1, DAN family BMP antagonist
Exons: 2
Coding region: 507-1331 (274 amino acids)
Biological process (GO): determination of heart left/right asymmetry; signal transduction involved in regulation of gene expression
Molecular function (GO): morphogen activity
Source: RefSeq, a predicted model, not a curated record
UUGUGGUAAUAGUUUAUUACCCCCUCUUUCUUCUGUUCUAAUGAAAUAUUGUGCCCCAUUUUGAUUCUGCCUUAGUGGUCUGGAAGGUGAGAAAAAACAAGUAAAGGGCAUGUUGAGUGAGCUAAUAUGCAUCUAGGCAUUUCCCCUUAACUCCUAGACCGCAGCUAAACCUCUUACCCAAAUAUUUCUUUUAACAGAUUCCCUUCCCCGACAUACAUUCCUACUGGGUCCCAUGCCCUACAGGGGAUCAGAUUUGAGAUAGAAGCUUUCAAUGAGCAUACCCAGGAAUAAAGCAGGGCUGAAUUAACACAAUUCUCCUAUCAUAAUUAUAAUCUAAAGCAAAUGAGUUUAGUUACACCAGGAUUCCCUCCUGUCCCUUCCCUCCAUACACACACACGCAGAGCAGCUGUAGUAUUGCUUAGGUCUCCUGUAUAAAGCCAGCAUAUUGCAUUUAUUGAAACCAAAGGACACAUAAGGGUAAAAGGGCACACUUAAGUAGGAUCAGCAUGUUUCUGUUUCUGCUGCUGCUCCAGCUGCUGGUGAUCUCAUGUUUUGGAGCAACAGAAGAGGGAGGACAGCAGCCAAGACAAAAGAGGGGAAGAAUUCAGCACCUUUUCUACCUAGAUAAAACUCUGCUAGAAAGAGAGGUCCCUAGGGAGUUGCUAAGGGAAGAUCAUACAGACUCUGAAGGAAGCCAAGCAGGGCCUAGCUUGUAUGUAGCAGCCCUUGAGCAUGCUGCAGAAAACAAGAAGCCAGGAGAGAAAAAAUUGUCCAGAUUCAUGCUUCCUUUCAUAGAGCUCCAGACAACCCAAAGCUCACCUGCACGAAAAGAGGCUCUUCAUUCUGAUAGUCUGAGAAACUUUUCACCUCCUCACUCAUCCCGCGAGAGGGAAGCUGAGUCUUCUUACAGGAAGGAUGCCAAGAAAUUCUGGGACCAUUUCACACUACAAAAAAAUUCAGCCUCUGAAGAGGUUGUCUUGCCAAUCAAGACCGAUGAGAUGCACCAGGAAACCUGCUGGACUCUGCCUUUUUCACAGGGUAUUGUGCAUGAGAACUGUGAAAAGGUGGUGGUCCAGAAUAACCUUUGCUUUGGAAAGUGUAAUUCCUUUCAUGUCCCUGGGCCAGAAGAUCGUCUUUACACCUUUUGUUCCCACUGUUUGCCUGCUAAAUUCAACUUAAAACGUUUGGAGCUGAACUGUACCAAGUCUGUCCCCAUUGUGAAGGUGGUCGUGAUUGUGGAGGAAUGCAAAUGUGAGAUUCAGAAGACUAAUGGUCCUGAAAUAGGUCCUUUACAUUCAGACUUGCAUGCAAAUGUGUAUGGACACAAUUAAUCUGCUGAAAGGCACCUUUAAACUCCAUGAUCAUUUGUAAAUAAUAAUAAUAAAUAACCCUGAGAUUUUUGUCAAACACAUUCAA